CGAGGCAUGUUGGGUUAGACGUCGGGAUAGGUCAGGGGUUAUUAAACAGUAAGCGCUCGCUCGGACCUGAUCUGGCUGCUUUCCUGCUUUGAUCAAUCUUUGAUUAAUCUUCUGGCCCGUGACGCAUGUUGAUAUACCUGGAUGAAGUCUGCCAAGAGGAAAGGAGCAAAGCCCAGAAAGGUCGAGAAGGAGACGCUGCAAACGGAUGAAGACGAGAUCGGACUUAAAGAGGAAGAGGAAGCUCGAUGCAUUGCUGAGCGAGAGGAGAGAGAGAGAGUGGAAAGAGAAAGGCUCGAACAAAAGGACAGGGAACGAAGGGAGGACGAGCUGAACGAACUGCGCCAUCUGCUGGAGGUGAACCAGAGUGCAGUUAAGGCAUGGGAGGCUGCCUGUAGGGAGAGCGCCAAGUGGGAUCGGUACAGGCUGUGCGACGGCAGUCCAAACCCGGCGGUGCAGCCGGAAAUCAACGCCUUCAUUAGUCUGUGGAAGGAAGACCCGGUGGGGCAGAUUCAGCCACUCUUGCAGCAGUGUGCCAUGGCUCUGAGGCUGACAGAUGAACUGGAUCUUCUUGUGAGGGAGGAGCCUGAACCCUCUGUUGCCCAGAUGUAUCAGGAAACACGUCUGACUUUACAGAAUCUCAUUCAUGACAAACUGCUGCAGGCCACUGAGGAGAUUCUGAAGUCAGCCAAGGAACAGUCGGACAUAGAGACGGGUAACAUGCAGGCAGUAGUGCGAGAUGACAAUGUCACUCUGUGCUUGUGGGCUAACCUCAACAAAAACCCCAGGUUUAAGGGCCAUCAGUUUAAGGAGGUGGGGAUGGGCUUUGAGUUGCCCAAACAGCUCGUCACAAGUGACAUUGGCGUGCGGAUGCUGCACACGCGCUACGACCACCUGUCUGACCUGAGCCGUCAUGCACGAGUCCACGGGAGGAGACCUGCAGCGAUAGAGGUGGGCACAGUGACACUCCUGGCUCAGACCCCCGAGGUGGCAGAAGAUGGAGGGAUGAGGGUAGAGGGGAAAGAGAGGGGAAACCCACAGCAUGCCGAGGACGAACCUCAGUCGCUCAGAACCCAAGGGAAGAAGAGUGCCAGUGUGCAAGGGCAGGGCAGAGAGGCUCAGACAGAGACCGUAACAGACAGGCCGACCUUUCCCGGAGAAGGAGCAGAUGAGCCCGACUCAACACCCGCUGCAGUAGAGUCAGUGAGUGACACCACCAAUGUCCAUGUAGUGGAUCUGCACCAGUACACGCCCCUGGGCGGAGUCUUCUACUUUGAUGUGUUCUACCUUCCUCCCCAGUCUGUCACAGUCAACGGCUGGGAGAUGAGAAAGUUACUAGACACAGGCCUUUUGGUUUUCCCUUACCCCUCCGAGCAGUCUCAGGUGCACAGCUCUGUUGCAGGGAGAGUGGAGGAAAGUGGCACACACUCCUCCCCACCUGUAGGGGUCACUGUUCGCCUGCCUGAGUCUGUGGUCUUCCUGGAGGAGCCACAGGUGGCGCGCUGGGACCCUGCUGACCAGCAGUGGCGGUCAGACGGCGUUAGCGAGACCUGCUACCAGGCCGAGGAGCGCAGCCUCUCCUUUAAGAUGGCCUCCUUCUCCGCCUUCACGCUGCUCCAGGAUUCACAUGCCAACAUGCCCUUCCAGUCCUGGGAGCUGCGGCCUCUGGGCCAGGACUCGGCCCAGCUCACCAUCACGGCGGCUCUCGUCGAAGUCAGCAUCACUGUCAAGGGAAACCGGUGCAUGCUCCAGAUGGAGCGUGCCCGUGAACUCACCCCCAUCCUGGGGAGAUGGAUGAAUCUGCCUGCUCUACAGGCGGCCAUGAGACGAUCCGGAAUCAACAUGUUUGUUAAUGAGUACUCAGAAAAGUACGUGGACGUCCACGCCAAGGACCCACUGAUAGAGCACACGGCAUACGAGCAGAUGGCGCUGGUGUCGUCAGCCUUCGCUUUCUCGUGGAGCCGGUGGAACGCACAGUGUCAACAGCAGCACCUUGUCCUUCAGGUGUGUGAGCAGCUGGAAGCAGGGCCUGUCCCAGCAAAGGCAUGGUCUCUGUAUCUCUUGGGUGCCCAAAGAAGUCAUCGUCUGAAGAUGACAGAAUGGAGUGCUGCCUUCUCCCCAGAGCUGGCUGAGGGGAGCGAGUUCCACUCCACCUUUUUACACAUGCUCAGAGAUGGUGUGAGUGCUGAGGGGUGGGCCAGAGUUAACCACGCCCACCCGCUCUACAUCAACACAGUGCAGGCGCUGCUCUGUUCCACCCGGGUCCUCACUUUCUCAUGAACACACACUCAGAUGAAUACUAGACCUUAAAUAAUGCCAAUGCUGUAAUAAUUAACUGCCAAAUUCCAGUUCAUCAUACACUGAUUAAAAGUGAAGAGUUUAAUGAAAUGCAUU
Electrophorus electricus (electric eel) is the source of this 2391-nucleotide messenger RNA. It is a transcript of the gene dnai7, whose product is annotated as dynein axonemal intermediate chain 7. Gene Ontology annotation, cellular component: axoneme. Gene Ontology annotation, molecular function: microtubule binding; beta-tubulin binding. NCBI's taxonomy places the organism in Eukaryota, Metazoa, Chordata, Actinopteri, Gymnotiformes, Gymnotidae. The record is from RefSeq and is a predicted model, not a curated record.